AUGCAGCUCCAGAAGAAAGUUGAGGAGCUCAAAGAAGAGGAAGAAGUAAAAGUGGAAAGCUAUAAAAAUGUUCUGAAAGACAAACAGCAGCUGGAGGGACCUAAAAAUGAAGUAUUGAACUACAUGAAAGCUGAAAAUGAGAUUGCAAAAUUAAGAAAUGAGCUGAUGCAAAAGUACAUAAAAGAUAACCAAGAGUUAAUUGAUAAAAAAGAACAAGAGAAGUCUGAACUUCAGAGAAUGUUAGGAGAGAAACUGUCAGAAGUAGAAAUCAUUCAAAAAGAAAAAAAGAAAUUACUUGAAAAUAUUCAUGAAUUAAAUCAAGAGAGAGAUCAACAGGUAAUGAAGAAAGACAAGUUGAACCAAAAGUCUGGAAGUUAUAAUAAUGAAGGUGCUGGCCUGAAAACAGGGGCUGAAGCAGCUGCAGAGAAGCAGGCAAGACUGAAUGAAUUGCUGCAAGAUGAGAAAAAACAGCUAUCAGAUUAUGAAGAGCUGUAUGAGAAAUAUCAAGGGCAGUUGAUGAAAUUUAAGGAUGAAGAAAUUCAGAUUAAUAGUGACUGUAUUCAACUUGAUGCCCAACUGAAGGAAGCUCUGGAACACAUUCAGGAAGAUAUUGCUAACCUAUGUGAGGAAAAGGAUUCUCUCCAGUACAAGCUCACUAAAAUUCAGGAAGUUGUUGAUGGAAAGAAAUCACAGUAUGAAGUAGCAAAAUCUGAGUUAGAAGUAUAUGUUCUUCCUGAAAGGACAGAAAAAGAGAAGUUGAAGCUUUUGAUUCAGAAUCUCGAGAAAAUGACUGAACGUCUCUUAAAAACAAAGGAGCCUGAGAAUGCACCACGGUUAAUUGACUUAAUCAAAUUAGCAGAUGAGAGAGUUCGUGUGGCAUUUUACUUUGCUCUACGUAACACACUUGUUGCAAAUGAUGUAGCCCAAGCAACAAGAGUUGCUUUUUCUGGAGGAAGUCGUUACAGAGUAGUUAAUUUACAAGGACACAUCAUUGAAGCUACAGGUGAAAUGACAGGUGGUGGCCAUACUGUGAAAAAAGGUCUAAUGAGUCAAAAAGUACCUGAAGCUCCAGUUACUCAGAAAACUUUGGAGGACCUUGGAAAAAGUAUGCAAGAAUGCCAAAAAAAACUUGAAGAGUUUACUAAGAAAAUUAAUGAGAUUGACAAAAAAAUGUGUUUCCUUACACCAGAGAUAAAUAAUAUGAAAACCAAAACACAAAAGUUGGAAACUGAAAUUAUGUUUCUUGCCACUUACGACAAUUAUUUUCAGACACUUCAGAGAGAACACCCAAAACUUGAGCAUGAAGUAAAGAAUCAGGAAAAGAGAGUGUUAGAAGUUACAAUUGAUCCAGAAAAAUUUGCAGCUCUCACAUUGGUCUUGGAAAAAGCCAAAAAAGAUUAUGAUGAUGCAAUGCAAAAGGCCCAGGAAGUGAGUUCAGAGGUGAACUGCUUAAGUAAUGAAAUAGAGGAUAAGAUUAACAAUAGAGUUGGCUUAAUUAAGAAAAAUAUAGAAAAAAACAAAAAGAAACUAUCAAGCAAGUGCUAUGAAAUAACAAAAACAAAAGCUGAUAUUAAAAGAGCUGAAAGGAAUAUUAUGAAGAGUAACAAGAAAAUAGAAGAAAUUAACGAAGAAAUAGUACACUUAGAAAAUGUGAUAAAUGUGUAUAAGAACCGGAAUAGUUACCUCCUGAACCUUGUAAAGGAUAUAAAUAUUGAGCUGAACAAAGUAACAGAAUCAAUAACAGACCUGGAGAAAAAUAUUACUUCUAUGCAAAAUGAGGUUAAAAGUGCUGAACAAAUUGAAUUCCAAAAAAGAGCUGAAGUACAGGAACUUGAGGCUUCUGUUGAUGCUAAGGAGAGAACAAUUAAGGCAUACAAAGCAAAGAAUCCCAGUAUAAUUCAAAAAAUGAAAUCUUUGAAAAUUCACAAAAUCCCUGGUGAAGAUGUUGACACACAGUUGCAAAUUUUAACAAGUGAGCAGAUUGAUAGACUUGAUGUGAAAAACCUCCAAUACACUCUAGCUGUACUGGAGGAGAAAGUGUCAAUGCAAAAGCCUAAUUUUGCAGCACUAGAAGAAUAUACAGUUAAGGAAAAGUUGUUGUUGGAACAAUAUGCAGCUCUUGAAAAACUGAAAAACCUACAGGGAAAGACAAAUCUUCUCUAUGAUGAAGCUCGAAAACAACGCUUUCUAGAAUUUGUAACAGGUUAUAGAAUCAUAGCCAAAGUACUGAAAGAAAUAUACCAAAUAAUUACAUUUGGUGGAGAUGCUGAAAUUGAAAUGUUAGAUAAACUUGAUCCAUUCAAUGAAGGAAUAAUUUUCAGUGUGCGCCCUCCUGGAAAGGCAUGGAAGAACAUAGAACAUCUGUCAGGUGGUGAAAAGUCAUUGUCGUCUCUUGCACUGAUUUUUGCUUUGCAUUUUUACAAACCUUCUCCGUUGUUUUUUAUGGAUGAAAUUGAUGCAGCACUGGAUUUUAAUAAUGUUGCUGUUGUAGGUAAUUAUAUUAAGAACCGUUGCAAGAAUGCACAAUUCAUUGUCAUCUCCUUAAGAUCCAAUAUGUUUGAACUUGCUGAUCGUACUGUCGGAAUUUUUAAAGUACAUGACUGCACAGAAAGCAUGACAAUUAACCCAAAAACAUAUGCCAAAGUCUCUCCAGAACAACAAAAAUUACUGGAAAGUGAUCUCGAGUAUGAAAUACUAGAGGACAUACAGGAUGAAAUUAGUGAUGAUAAUUUGCUUCCAUUACCAAACAACAAGGACACAAUGAGAAGGAGGGGGAAGAGAAGGAUUAAAAUAAAGGAAAUUGGGGAACAUGGAUCAGCAUAUUCACUCAUGAAUAUACUUCAAUCUGCUUUUACAGCAAUGAUGGGAAAUGUUGAAACUAGUUCACCCAUAGUUGAAACCAGAGAAGAGAUUGAAGAACGCAUUAGAAGGAAGAGACUAAUUUAUGACCAUCUGGAUCAAAAGAAAUAUGCUGAUCUGAUGAAAGAAUUUGUGGUUAAGAAAGAUGGGCCAGCUGGGGAGAAAGGAUCUAUCAGUGAAACUGACAAGAAAUUUGAUAAUGACUUGGCAGAUACUAAGAAAGAUUUUCAAACUGAAGCAGACACUGCCUCUCCUGAGAACUAG
Molecule: messenger RNA, 3123 nt
Organism: Schistocerca cancellata (South American locust)
Lineage: Eukaryota; Metazoa; Arthropoda; Insecta; Orthoptera; Acrididae
Product: structural maintenance of chromosomes protein 4-like
Exons: 15
Coding region: 1-3123 (1040 amino acids)
Biological process (GO): mitotic chromosome condensation
Cellular component (GO): chromosome
Molecular function (GO): protein binding; ATP hydrolysis activity; ATP binding
Source: RefSeq, a predicted model, not a curated record